AUCAUAAAAAAAGAGUAAAGACCUGAGAAACAGAUCGAACUUUCAAUUAAACCCAAAACAUAACAGAAAAAUAAAAAUGUGGGACUCGGCAAUGUUUUUGAGCACAUUAACACCAAAAUUCUAUGUCGCUCUAACGGGAACUUCAUCUCUUAUCUCUGGAUUGAUUUUAAUAUUUGAGUGGUGGUAUUUUCGGAAGUAUGGAACUUCUUUUAUAGAACAAGUGUCGAUAAACCACAUCAGCCCUUGGAUCAGCGGUGAUUAUGGAGAUAAUACUAACUCAAACAGUAAUAAUUCCACCAACGUUCAACCACCAGUGCCAGAGUGUAAAGUGUGGAGAAACCCUUUGAAUCUAUACAGAGGUGCUGAGUAUCAAAGGUUUUAUUGGGCCACCAACAAGGAGCCACUAACAUAUUAUGACAUGAAUCUAUCAGCUCAAGACCAUCAAACAUUUUUCACCUGUGAAGCAGAUGCUGGGAAAGCUGAAUAUGAAAUUAUGCAAACUGCUUGGAGAGAAAGGAAUCCUACAGUGAGACUGAAGGCAGCACACAAUGCUCUGGAAAAGAAUCCUGAGUGUGCCCCUGCUUACAUUUUGUUGGCUGAAGAGGAAGCUACAACCAUCACAGAGGCAGAAAAAAUUUUAAAGCAAGCACUCAAAGUUGCUGAAGCUAAUUAUAGAAAAUCCCAAGCAUUGCAGCAUCAGGGAACUUUGAUGGAAUCCCAGCAUAGAAGGGAUACAAAUGUGUUAAUCUAUGUCAAGAGACGCUUAGCUAUGUGUGCUAGAAAAUUGGGCAAACUCAAGGAAGCUGUCAAAAUGUUUAGAGACCUCACAAAAGAAGUCCCUCCUAUAAUGAAUGUCUUGAACAUACAUGAGAAUUUGAUAGAAGUUUUACUUGAAAUGCAAGCAUAUGCUGAUGUUCAAGCUGUUUUAGCCAAGUAUGAUGAUAUAUCCUUGCCAAAAUCAGCCACAAUCUGUUAUACUGCAGCCCUUCUGAAAGCUCGCCAGGUAGCAGACAAAUUUUCACCUGACAUAGCCAGUAAAAGAGGCUUAAACACAGCUGAAAUGGCUGCUGUUGAAGCUAUACACAGGGCAGUGGAGUUUAAUCCUCAUGUUCCAAAGUAUUUGUUAGAAAUGAAACCACUGAUACUGCCUCCAGAACAUGUUUUGAAAAGAGGUGAUUCUGAGGCUUUAGCUUAUGCUUUUUUUCAUUUGACUCAUUGGAAAGCAGUUGAGGGGGCCCUGAAUUUGCUCCAUUGCACUUGGGAAGGGACUUUCAGGAUGCUGCCAUACCCUCUGGAGAGGGGCCAUCUGUUUUAUCCCUAUCCUACUUGCACAGAAUGUGCAGAUAGGGAGUUAUUGCCAGCAUUUCAUGAGGUAUCAGUGUAUCCUAAGAAGGAGCUUCCAUUUUUCAUUAUCUUCACAGCAGGUUUGUGCUCCUUCACUGCCCUUCUUGCUCUAUUGACUCAUCAAUAUCCAGAUUUGAUGGGAGUUUUUGCUAAAUCUAUGGUAGGGUGGAUGUCCAUGCCACUGUAUUAUUUGUAUGAGAAAGUAGAAGGGAUUUUGCCAUCUAAUUUGCUGCAGCAGCUGAUAAGAAUUUAACUUAUGAAUAUGACAAGAUUUCUCAAUUCAUUCAAAUAUGCAUCAUCGUACUUAAUAUUUUUAAAGUAAGUGUUUUUAUUUAUUGUGUUUAGUAAAGUAUUUGUGCAUAAUAUUGCAUUUUAUUGUGAAUUUUCUGCUAUGCUAUUGGAA
This is a messenger RNA of Phaedon cochleariae (mustard beetle), 1747 nucleotides long. NCBI's taxonomy places the organism in Eukaryota, Metazoa, Arthropoda, Insecta, Coleoptera, Chrysomelidae. The record is from the annotation of a GenBank genome assembly.